This is a messenger RNA of Leptonychotes weddellii (Weddell seal), 5028 nucleotides long. The record is from RefSeq and is a predicted model, not a curated record. Lineage: Eukaryota; Metazoa; Chordata; Mammalia; Carnivora; Phocidae.
UUGCACUGCGGUAAUAUGGCUCUUCCCUAGCCAGCGGCGGUGGCGGCUGGAGGUUGGGUAGAGCAGUUCUGCCUCUCGGGUGGCGGGUUUCUGGGCUGCAGGGGCUCGGCGGGUCGAGGCUAGGCGGUGGUGGCGGAUGCCGGAGGAACGCGGGCCCCGCCGCUUGGCGGCCCCUGGGUCAAGAUGAGCGCCUCAGCGUCGGUCGGGGGCCCGGUCUCCCCGCCGCCCCCGGGCCCGGCGGCCUCGCUGCCACCCGGUUCUGCAGCGCGGGCCCUGCAUGUGGAGCUGCCCUCUCAGCAGCGACGUCUUAGACACCUUCGGAACAUUGCUGCCCGGAACAUUGUUAAUAGAAAUGGCCAUCACCUCCUUGAUACUUACUUCACGCUUCACUUGUGUAAUACUGAAAAGAUAUAUAAAGAAUUUUAUAGAAGUGAAGUGAUUAAGAAUUCCUUGAAUCCAACGUGGCGGAGUCUUGAUUUUGGAAUAAUGCCAGACCGUCUUGAUACAUCUGUGUCUUGUUUUGUGGUGAAGAUAUGGGGUGGAAAGGAGGACAUCUACCAGCUUUUGAUUGAAUGGAAAGUCUGUUUGGAUGGGCUGAAAUACUUGGGUCAGCAGAUUCAUGCCCGCAACCAAAAUGAAAUAAUUUUUGGGCUGAAUGAUGGCUACUAUGGUGCUCCAUUUGAACAUAAGGGUUAUUCAAAUGCUCAGAAGAAUAUUCUUCUUCAGGUGGAUCAGAACUGUGUUCGCAAUUCUUAUGAUGUCUUCUCUUUGCUGCGGCUUCAUAGAGCCCAGUGUGCAAUUAAACAGACUCAGGUAACUGUUCAGAAAAUUGGAAAGGAAAUUGAAGAAAAGCUAAGGCUCACAUCUACAAGCAAUGAACUGAGAAAACAAAGUGAGUGCUUGCAAUUAAAAAUUUUGGUGCUUCGAAAUGAACUGGAAAGACAGAAGAAGGCUUUGGGACGGGAGGUGGCAUUACUGCAUAAGCAACAAAUUGCAUUACAGGAUAAAGGGAGUGCAUUUUCAACUGAACACCUCAAGCUUCAACUCCAGAAGGAAUCCCUGAAUGAAUUGAGGAAGGAGUGUACUGCGAAAAGAGAACUCUUUCUGAAGACUAAUGCUCAGUUGACAAUUCGUUGCAGAAAAAGAAUUAAUUUCAUUCUUUGGUUAUAUUCGCAGAAUGAGCAUAAGGAUUACUUUGUAUGUGGUGUCAAGUUGCCCAAUUCUGAGGACUUCCAAGCAAAAGAUGAUGGAAGCAUUGCUGUUGCCCUUGGUUACACAGCACAUUUGGUCUCCAUGAUUUCCUUUUUCUUACAAGUGCCCCUAAGAUAUCCUAUAAUUCAUAAGGGAUCUAGAUCAACAAUCAAAGAUAAUAUCAAUGAUAAGCUGACUGAAAAGGAGAGAGAGUUUCCAUUAUAUCCAAAAGGAGGGGAGAAGUUACAAUUCGAUUAUGGUGUCUAUCUUCUGAACAAAAAUAUAGCACAGCUAAGAUAUCAACAUGGACUAGGGACUCCAGACUUGAGGCAAACCCUCCCUAACCUGAAAAACUUCAUGGAACAUGGACUAAUGGUCAGGUGCGACAGACAUCACACCUCCAGUGCAAUCCCUGUUCCAAAGAGACAAAGCUCCGUAUUUGGAGGCGCAGAUGUAGGCUUCUCUGGGGGGAUCCCGUCCCCAGACAAAGGACACCGAAAACGGGCCAGCUCAGAGAAUGAGAGACUCCAGUACAAAACCCCUCCUCCCAGUUACAACUCAGCGCUCGCCCAGCCUGUUCCCGCCAUCCCUUCCAUAGGAGAGUCCGAGAGAAAGACAACAUCUCUGUCCUCCUCCUUGGAUACCUCCUUGGACUUCUCCAAAGAAAACAAGAAAAAAGGAGUUGAUCUGGGUGACAGAUUAAAUGGAGGUCAUGUGAGUGUGAACACUAGCCAGGAACAAGAAGAAGCCCUCUCUGGGCAUGCAGCCACCGUCAACGGCACUCUGCUGCCCAGCGAGCAGGCUGGCUCCCCCGGCGUCCGCGUCCCGGGGGACUUCCGCCCAGUCUCAGAGCCCGAGCUCUGCUGUACUGUGGAGCAAGCGGAAGAGAUCAUCGGCAUGGAAGCCACAGGUUUCACCUCAGGCGAUCAGCUGGAAGCCUUUAACUGCAUCCCGGUGGAUAGUGCCGUGGCAGUGGAGUGUGAUGAGCAAGUUCUGGGAGAAUUUGAAGAGUUCUCCCGAAGGAUCUAUGCACUGAAUGAAAACGUGUCCAGCUUCCGCCGGCCACGCAGGAGUUCUGAUAAGUGAAGUGAGCAGACAGCCAGUAGGACCAGGAGAGAGGCGCUGCCUAAAAGGAGGAUAAAGCUGCACUGGUUACCCCUUGUAAUAAUUACGACACAAAAUGAAUAUUAAUGGAGGAUAUUCCUCAAAAAACAGACUUUGUAAAUCAAGGAGGGACUCAGGAUCAUUGUGUAUCAGUGGGCCAGACAAAGUUAGAUUUUGCUUGCAAGAUUUGCUUUUCAGGCCUGAUGAUUGUUUUAAGGCAAAAGUCACUCUCUAGCUCGAGUCACCUUAUAGGUAUUUGUCUGCUUUUUAAUUUACGCUUCUGUGCUAUCCUCAGAGGGGAGAUGAUAAUAUAUAAAUAAUAUAAUAAGCUCACUUUUAGUUUCUCAUAAGCAUUUGCCCUCACCGUAGUUUAUAAAGCUUGGGAAAACCAAAUAAUCCAAAAAAGGUUUUCACCAUUUACUGAAAGACCUUUGACCAUCCAUGAGUUUGAUGAAUAACAAGCACAAUGGUCUCCUUACACCCAGGCCUCCCUGCCCCUGCCCCCAGUCACCCCAUCUGCUGCCCCAUCUUCACAGUGGAUGGGUUGUGCACCCUGAAAACUGAGGACAUCAGAUUCACUGGUUCUUGAAUGCAGAAGCCAACACCUUCCACCUCCUCAGCUCAGCCAUACCUUGGUAUAACCCUGAAAUUAGAGGAAAAACCUCCCCUCUGUGGUAGAUCCCAGGGGACGCUCUAGGACAUCUCCCCCCCCCCCAAGGUUACAACAGUCAGAUGGCAUCCAAUCCCCUUUGGGGGCCAGAGUUUCUACGUGGGCAGAUGCUGUAGUCAAAAACCAGGCGUGCUCUCUGGCAAUGCACUCACCAGACAGAAAUCCCUAUAUGUAAAUUCCAUGCUAAUUUAUUAAAUUCCAGUUGGAAAGGAAGGUGCUGGAUAUGAUAUAAAAUCUGGAGAGAGUCAGGCUGUCCGAUGUGCAGACCGCAGGGCAGUCAGGAUAAUUGGAUGAAGAGGCUUAGAUGAGGCGUAGAUUCUAUUGGUAUGUGUGCAGGUGCAUUCAUAGUCAAUUAUGUUCUUGAAGUCCGAUUUCAUUCCUGGAGCUCAGAUCUCAUUUGCUAUUGCUCUAUACUUUAUAUACCCAAGGACAUUGCCUCAGGGUUGCAAGCUCUUUAAGGAAAAUUUAUGCGUGUAUCCAUGUAUCGUAUGGAAGAAUAAAAACCGAAUUUGCUUCACUUGACCCGAUUUGUUUUUUCCAGUUUUGACGUUCAUCUUGAAGCUGCAUCUCCAUGUUACAUCAUGACAGGGCGAGCCUGAACCGAAACCGCGGCUGUGUCCACAGCAGUGUCGUCAGCUUGAGUCGACACGGUUUGUGUAGCUACACAAACGCCCUCACACACGGACCGCCCGGGAGUCCGGCAACAACUGGGCUCCGAGGCCUCGCGGUCCUUUUCGUGUGUUGUCUGAGUGCUCUUGGGCUCAAGUUCUCAUUGACAGCUACAUUAUCAAGCAGAAUAGUUCAUGUUGUCAUUUUCCACAUAAAGAGAUCUCACUGAAUCCAUGCUUGACAGACAGACCCGACCUGCAAGCAAUUAAGAGCUUUAACUUGAUCUGGAGAAAUCCAUCUUAUUCCACAGAAAGAGGCGGAACUCCUCCAGACCUAACGCAGAAGCCGUUAGGAGUCACAGCUUCUUCGCGGUGUACUGUCACUCAUGUUAGAGUCCACGAGGGGGGAGAUAGCUGUGGGCCUGGCUCUACGUCAGACUGGGCUGUUGGAGCCCUCCAGUGAAACAACAUCCACCCGCACCCCCAAAAGGACAAGGUUUUGGAAGGACUGUGUUAGUAUUGAACAAUGGGAGGCACAUCACAUGUGGCUUAAGGUCCACAGAUGGGAGUGGACUUCAAACUUCAUGCCAGACUUAAAGACAGGGUACACUGAGGUGCAGGCCCUGGAGCCUGGGUCUUGGCAUGCCCCUGCUUGGAUGAGCACCCCUAGUUACAAUGUUCAUCUCAGGUUCCACACAGCCAGACAAAACCCGGGGCUCUGGGGCUCUGUCAGUCUCCUGUCUGUGGACUUCCGAAUUCUGGGACCCACAGCACGGAGCCCUGUCGCUGAAUAUCAUUAGCUCAGAACCGGUUACCCAUGCAUUGGCUCGGUCCACACCGUGUUCAGUGACAUUAGCCUCACAGCGCCACCACUUAGGUUUGGGUUCCUUUGGUUUGGGUUUCAGGUUUUCGUUGCAUUUGUUCGGUGCCUCCAGUUUCUGCCUUGCCUUGGGUAGAACCUGCAGUAUUAUAUAUCUCCAGGAGGAACUCUGCUCAACAUUUUCCAAAGCUGCAGAAUUCAUUUUGCCUCUGUUUAAAGUGGCCAAGGCCAAAAUAUGGGAUGAGUUACUAUCUCCUACUAAUCUUUUUGAUUAGUCUUGUAAAUCACUAAAAAAUAAAUAAAAUCUGCUUUGAGGAUAUCAGCUGAAAUGCAAUUCACUGCUAUCCAUGUUGGAACUUCUAAGAGCCCUUUCCGUUUUCAUGUAGCUGAGACAAUUUUAACAGUCGGCAAAUGUUAUCAAAUGAAUAUUUGAUUGUGUUCUCUCUCUCCACUUCCCCUUGCCCACUUUAGAAAUUCCAGAGAUUUUUUUUUCCCCCUCAGAAUAUUAGUUUUGGAAGAUUGUAUCCAGCUAUAUUUUUUUAGCAGUUCUAAUGGUGCCCAUUUAUCUUGACCUAACCGGUUAUUUAAAUAAUUUUUUAAACCACCACCAAUAAUAAAAUGGCAUGUGAAACUGA